This is a messenger RNA of Protopolystoma xenopodis, 1494 nucleotides long. The record is from the annotation of a GenBank genome assembly. Lineage: Eukaryota; Metazoa; Platyhelminthes; Monogenea; Polystomatidea; Polystomatidae.
GCACCAGCACCAGCUCUGCCGCUGUCGUUGCCAUCGCCGUUGCCGUCGCCGUCGCCGUUGCCGUUGCCGUUGCCGUCGCGUCCUCUCGAGGCGCCCGGCAACUGCCACUUCGGCCAGCGGUACCAACCGCCCACGGAUCCCUGCCACCUGCACCAGUACACCCGACUGCCUCGGCUCGCCGAGCCCGGAUACACCCUCAGCGUGUACGGCCUCUCGCUGCCUUCGGUACCAAACGCUGCCGCCGACGCAGCCGCCGUCUCCUCGUCGUCGGCUGCCUCGGCCACCUCCUCCUCCUCUUCGCGGCCGCACAGCGAAGCCGCCAAGACGGCUCGCUCGCUGCAGCGCCAGUUCGCCCCGGCGCUGGCGCUCGCUGCCAAUUGGCCCGUCGCCUCCGCCGGGAGCCCCCCAGUCCCGGCCGCCUCUCAUUGGCCCGACCAGGAGCAACAGACCCACGACCGGCAGAUGCGACGAGGCGUGGAGGAGGCGAAAUCGCUGAUGCGCCCACCUCAACAGACGCCGUACAUGUUGCCGCUCUGCUUUCAGCUGGCCGCUUGUCUGCAGACAGCCUCACGCGCCUCCCUCACCACGGCCGGCCUCCUUCCGGCCUCUUGUCAUCUCUGCUCAGCCCACACGACGCCGCUGCACCUGACGACAUGUGCUUGUGCCUGUCUGGCCGGUUGCCGUGGCAGCCGUCGCUCGUGCAUCUCCGAUCGUCAGAUGAGCAGUCAAAGUCCACUCGAAGCCGGUCGGCAUGGCUCCGGGCCACUGACGAGCCGGACAGACGAGGCCAACUCGGAGAGCCUCGCCAACAGCCUAGGCGACCCGACGCUCGGUCAAUCCUCCAUCGACACGGCGACAACAGACCCGACAGAGACGCGUCAAUCGCUCGGGUUGCCACGGCAACCGACUGGUCGAGGCGAUUUUGUGUCAUCUUCGGCCUCGGCGUCCGAUAUGUUUCACUCGGCUGCGGUCAAGUCGACCGAGGCCGAUGACUCGACUGGUCACAAUCUGAAACCGCCCCAGCAACAGUGCCACAACCUCGUCGGGCUCAGAUCCCAGGUCUGUCGGCGUCAGCUCAAUUUGCCGUCACGACGACGCAUACACUUGGCCGAAGAACUGGAUCGAGCCUGCCACCAGUUCAGCGUGCUCCGGAGACUGCUAUCCACUUCGGUCAGAUACCCGCAGCUGCGUCACCGAAGACAUCAGUAUCAGCAUCAGCGUCGUCGCCAUUUCUACGCUCAGCGUCACCAUCACAACCGACAUCUGUACCAACAUAAAGUGGAAAAAGAGCUCUUUCAUCACAAGUUUGUGUGUCAUCAACCCAACGGGGACCUUUCACCAACAGCCGCACUUCAGCCCCAUUCCUUCAAGCCGCACAACUUCAAACUGGCCGGUUUUUUGUGUGAAAACCCUGUCGACCAGUUGCCCCUGGGACAAGCCAUGCCGACAAACAUGUCCACGGAUGACGCAGUUGUCAAGACUUCCUCGGUCUAG